This is a messenger RNA of Zea mays, 1524 nucleotides long. RefSeq names its product MADS24. Gene Ontology annotation, cellular component: nucleus. The record is from RefSeq and is marked validated. NCBI's taxonomy places the organism in Eukaryota, Viridiplantae, Streptophyta, Magnoliopsida, Poales, Poaceae. Gene Ontology annotation, molecular function: DNA-binding transcription factor activity; RNA polymerase II transcription regulatory region sequence-specific DNA binding; protein dimerization activity. Gene Ontology annotation, biological process: positive regulation of transcription by RNA polymerase II. The coding region runs from base 509 to 1231 and encodes 240 amino acids. The transcript has 8 exons.
CUAUCGUCAGUGCCCUGCGGCCGGUGGAAACGAAACCUAGGAGGAGCCUAGUGGCCACCUAGGGUGAGGAAAACUGAGGACGCGAGGCGAGAGCGAGAUCCAAUCUGCACCCCCCCACCAAAGAAAGAUUCUUCCCCGCCGGCCUCGCUCUCUCAACAUCCGUCUCGCUCCUUCCACCCUCGCUGCGCCUCAGGCAGCGAGCGAGCAUAUAGCAGCCCACCACCCACAUGCCGCAGGGCCCUCACCCGUCGAGCCAAUUGAGUGGCAGCCAGAAAAACCCAGAGCGCGAGCAGCGAGCGAGCGCGGGCUCCUGUGUGCAGUGUGUCUGCGCUAGAGGGCGAAGGGCACGGACCGCCUUCGUCAAUAAUUGCGGUACGAACGGGGCAAAUCCGUCGUUUAAAGAGGUCGCUGAUAGCGCCUGCUGGUGGCGAGAGAGAGAAAGCAGCAGAAUCGCUGAGGGAUCGUCGAUCCGGAGAGGCAAAAAAGCCGAGAGAUCAGGCAGGGCACCAUGGGGCGCGGGAAGGUGGUGCUGCAGCGGAUCGAGAACAAGAUCAGCCGGCAGGUGACCUUCGCCAAGCGCCGGAACGGCCUGCUCAAGAAGGCGUACGAGCUCUCCAUCCUCUGCGACGCCGAGGUCGCGCUCGUCCUCUUCUCCCACGCCGGCCGCCUCUACCAGUUCUCAUCCUCCUCCAAUCUGCUUAAGACUCUAGAGCGGUACCAGAGGUACAUCUAUGCUUCAGCCGAUGCUGCAGUGCCAUCUAGCGAUCAGAUGCAGAAUAACUAUCAAGAAUAUGUGAAGCUGAAGGCACGAGUUGAGGUUUUACAGCACUCACAAAGGAAUCUUCUUGGUGAAGAUCUGGCCCUACUUAGCCCAAGUGAACUUGACCAGCUUGAGAAUCAAGUAGACAAGACCUUGAAGCAAAUAAGAUCAAGAAAGACUCAAGUGUUACUUGAUGAACUUUGUGACUUAAAGAGAAAGGAACAAAUGCUGCAAGAUGCAAACAGGGUUCUGAAAAGGAAGCUGGGCGAGUUUGAGGCAGAGGCGGCUUCUCCCCCGCAGUUAGCGUGGCAAGGCGAAGGCGGCAUGUUGUCCCAUGACCCUCCACAGCCAGAACACUUCUUCCAGGCUCUGGAGAGCAACCCAUGUCUGCAACCUACAUACCAUACGAUGGACAUGAACCAGCAGCCAGUGCCAGCGCCGGGCGGCUGCUAUCCUGCAUGGAUGUCUUAGCCAGUGCUUCAUUCCAUUGCCUUGAGAAGUGUCCUGACCUUCACAGAUCCCUACGAGCUUUAUUACUGCUUUUGCCUGCCCCUUUGCUGCUUGCGGUGCUUACUGAACUGUCCAAAUGACCACAUGGUCAUAUAUAGGUUAUUGCUGUCUUUAUCUUAUGUUGAUCACGGCCUGCUCAGCUGCUUUAGCGCCAUGCAAAAUGGCUUGGGCGAUGCACGCUUGAAUGGGUCGAACUGCUUAUGUUUUGGGAGUAUAAAUCACUUAGCAAUAAGCAUUGGCAUGUCCUCUGUCUC